Molecule: messenger RNA, 1067 nt
Organism: Limulus polyphemus (Atlantic horseshoe crab)
Lineage: Eukaryota; Metazoa; Arthropoda; Merostomata; Xiphosura; Limulidae
Product: leucine-rich repeat and coiled-coil domain-containing protein PF07_0014-like
Exons: 1
Source: RefSeq, a predicted model, not a curated record
AUCCACAUGAGUUAAAUUCUAAUAUUGAAGAUCCACAUGAGUUAUAUUCUAAUAUUGAAGAUCCACAUGAGUUAAGUUCUAAUAUUGAAGAUCCACAUGAGUUAUAUUCUAAUAUUGAAGAUCCACAUGAGUUAUAUUCUAAUCUUGAAGAUCCACAUGAGUUAUAUUCUAAUAUUGAAGAUCCACAUGAGUUGUAUUCUAAUAUUGAAGAUCCACAUGAGUUAUAUUCUAAUCUUGAAGAUCCACAUGAGUUAAUUUCUAAUCUUAAAGAUCCACGUGAGUUAUAUUCUAAUCUUGAAGAUCCACAUGAGUUAUAUUCUAAUCUUAAAGAUCCACAUGAGUUAUAUUCUUAUCUUGAAGAUCCACAUGAGUUAUAUUCUAAUCUUGAAGAUCCACAUGAGUUAUAUUCUAAUCUUGAAGAUCCACAUGAGUUACGUUCUAAUCUUGAAGAUCCACAUGAGUUAUAUUCUAAUCUUGAAGAUCCACAUGAGUUAAGUUCUAAUCUUAAAGAUCCACGUGAGUUAUAUUCUAAUCUUGAAGAUCCACAUGAGUUAUAUUCUAAUCUUGAAGAUCCACAUGAGUUAUAUUCUAAUCUUGAAGAUCCACAUGAGUUAUAUUCUAAUCUUGAAGAUCCACAUGAGUUAUAUUCUAAUCUUGAAGAUCCACAUGAGUUAUAUUCUAAUCUUGAAGGUCCACAUGAGAUAUAUUCUAAUCUUGAAGAUCCACAUGAGUUAUAUUCUAAUCUUGAAGAUCCACAGGAGUUAUAUUCUAAUCUUGAAGAUCCACAUGAGUUAUAUUCUAAUCUUGAAGAUCCACAUGAGUUAUAUUCUAAUCUUGAAGAUCCACAUGAGUUAAGUUCUAAUCUUAAAGAUCCACAUGAGUUAAGUUCUAAUACUGAACAUCCACAUGAGUUAUAUUCUAAUCUUGAAGAUCCACAUGAGUUAUAUUCUAAUCUUGAAGAUCCACGUGAGUUAUAUUCUAAUCUUGAAGAUCCACAUGAGUUAUACCUCCAAGUUUCAUCAAAAUUAUUGCACCUGUUUUCUCGUAACAACAAGCCAGACGACUAG